AUGAUUCAAUUCAAGAUUGUUGUUUUCAUCGUGUCGGCCCUUGCUGUCGGCAACGUCGACGCCGCCUUUCACUGGACGCGAUGCAAGAAUGCACCUCAUUGGACUUGGGCAAAUCCUCCUAACAGCAACAUGGGUUGUUCUGGGCUUAUCUACGACAAAGAUGGAUACUGGGACUCGAAGGCUAAGGACGGGUUGUUUGUCUCGCCCACUGGCUAUCUCCGGACCACCCACGAUUGCAACCUGGUUGUCGUCAGAAGCAAGGCAGGAGUAGGCUCUGCCUGGUGCAAGCAUUACGGUGGCGACUGCUGUCUUCCUAACGAGGCUGGAACGAACAUUGAGAAUAUCUUCGCGUACUACACCGGUAACAGUUAA
Messenger RNA from Colletotrichum truncatum, 372 nucleotides. Lineage: Eukaryota; Fungi; Ascomycota; Sordariomycetes; Glomerellales; Glomerellaceae. The record is from RefSeq and is a predicted model, not a curated record.